UGUGAGUCAUGGAUAUCUUCAAUAGAAGAAUGAGCAGAAUUCUCUGCGCUGCAAGCAUUCGAUAUCACAUCAAGAAUCGACAUCUCAUCCCAUCAACGGUUUAAUCUAAGAGAGAACACUUCGACUAAAGGUCCUGCCGCGGACGCCGACCAAGUUUGACCACCCGCCUCUGCUCCAAGGUUAGAUAUAAGUUCUUCACGUGCACUCGAAGUCAAACUCUCUUACCUACACUGCUUCAUCCGCUCAGACAUCACAUCAAUCCAGGCUUGCGUCGGUCGCAGGUUGUGAGGUCGUUACAAGCUAUUCACCAUGAAGAAGGGAAAAGGUGAAGAGAAGCAUGAUUACCAAAAGAGUGCACAGGCACCACCAGAUACGUUUGGCGAUAGCGAAGGGAUUAUUGCCAAUGGCAGCUGGCACGAAGCCGACAAUGCUUCACAUGCUUCAGAAGACUUCGAUUGGGAGAAGCCGCCAGCCUACGAGUUCCAUGGGUCUGGUCCAAACAUCGAGACGAGUGUUGUUACUCAAGGUAAAGAAAAGUUCUCUGUUCCAAGAUUUUGAUUUAGUCAAUAGGUUGGGGCACACUGUCCAUUACUGACUUUGACCUCUUUCCAGAUGAUGGGAGAGUUGCCAUAAAUUUCUUCGCCACUGAGAAGGUACCCAUUCCAAUUCCAGCAGAGCCGAAACCUUAUACCGCACCCAAUAUUGCUAACUCCAAAUCACCGUUUCUGAACAUCGUGAUUCAAAUCGUCGGUAGCAGAGGUGAGUUGUAUUGUUGUCUCUAUACUAAUUACAUAUCCGUGGCUAAAUCUUCAUAGGCGACAUUCAACCAUUCAUAGCUUUGGGAAGCGCAUUACGAACAUCAGGGCACCAUGUGAGAAUUGCAACCCACGAUGUUUUCCGAGAUUUUGUCAAAGCGACCGGCUUGGAGUUUUUUCCUAUUGGUGGAGACCCGGCAUCCCUUAUGGCCGUAGGUGAAGUUUGUCUAUGCCUCUCUUUUCUAUACUAAUAUUUCACAGUACAUGGUCAAAAAUCCAGGAAUAAUUCCAAAGUUCGAAACAAUAAUGAGCGGUGAGAUCUCAGAUAAACGCAAGAUGGUAUAUACUAUGCUUGACGGCUGCUGGAGAUCCUGCAUCGAGCCAGAUCCGGAAACAAAUAUACCGUUUGUUGCGGAAGCAAUAAUCGCCAACCCACCAAGUUUUGCCCAUGUGCAUUGUGCAGAAGCUUUGGGCAUUCCUCUACAUUUAAUGUUUACGAUGCCUUGGAGCCCUACAAGGUCAUUUCCUCAUCCUUUGGCCAAUAUUGAACGGUCAGAUGCGGAUUUACGGGCUACGAAUUACUUGUCCUAUGCGCUUGUUGAUAUCAUGACUUGGCAGGGGUAAGACACAUUUGCUAGGAACUGAUGUCGGAAGGUGUGCUAAUGAGCGUUUAGGCUUUCCGAUGUUAUAAACCUGUGGCGCAAAAAGUCACUGAGCCUCGAACGUAUACCAAUGGCAAUGGGCCCUCUACUUUGCGACACCCUUCAAAUUCCCUUCACCUACUGUUGGUCACCUGCAUUUGUCCCAAAGCCAGCUGAUUGGCCAAAUUAUAUUGGUAAGACACAUUCUAUCGUGCUAUUAAAAGACUAACGCAAUCAAGACGUGUGCGGUUUCUUCUUCAGAGAAGAACUAGAUUAUACCCCAGAUGCGGAAUUAGACAAUUUCUUGAGAAGUGGUCCACCGCCUGUAUAUAUUGGUUUUGGUAGCAUUGUUAUUGAUAGCCCAGAGAAGUUAACCAAUAUCCUGAUCGAAGCUGUUCAAGCUUGCGGGACAAGAGCAAUCAUCUCCCGUGGCUGGAGUAAGCUGGGUUCUGGCCUAAACGAGCAUGCCAACCCAGACAUUCUUUUUCUAGGCGAUUGCCCUCACGGUGAGAUUCAUAUGCGCCUUUUCAGGAUUGAAGGACUUGAACUGACGGCUCUCUUUAAGAAUGGCUGUUCAAGCACGUAUCUUGCGUUGUACAUCACGGUGGUGCUGGGACCACAGCAUGCGGUCUCCUCAACGGACGCCCAACAGCCAUUGUCCCAUUUUUUGGCGAGUAAGUUACAUUCUGUCCUUCAUGCGCCUCUAUAAUUCCCAGAUUCUUGUCGUCAAUGCUAUGGAAUGAUAUGCUAAGCUGAUAAUUGAUCCCGAUUAGCCAAGCAUUCUGGGGACAAAUGAUCGCCGCAGCAGGUGCAGGACCACUUCCUAUCCAUCACAAAUCCCUCAACCAAGGAAAUCUCACCCAAGCUAUUCAGUACUGUUUAACACCCGCAGCAAUGAGCGCAGCCGCCGAAAUUUCACAGAGAAUGAGACAAGAAAGUGGUGUUCAGAUGGCGGUACAAUCCUUCCACACAAAUCUCCCAGUAGAUACCCUCCGCUGCGAUAUUCUUUCCAAUCAAGCUGCUGUAUGGCAAUACAGUAGCAAGAGCAAAAAGGGACCAAAGAAGACAAUCAAACUAUCCGAUGAAGCUGCUUUCAUACUUGUAGAGCACAAGAAGAUUGACCCAAAGUUUUUGAAGCUGUAUGCCUGAUCUUCCUCACGAAUUAAUCCCAUCCUAAUUAAGCUCACGCUCUAAUCAAACACAAGCUACCAACCCAAACCAAUCUCGAUCAAAAAUCUCCGCUGGGAUCCAGUAUCAGCCGGAACCCAGGUUCUUCUCAGCACUAUGACUGAUUUCACCGUCGGCUUCAGCAAGAUCUUCACCGGGCCUGCGAAGGCAUUUCAAAGCAAAGAGAACGGCGGAGGCGGUAGAGAAGCAGCGAAGACUUUCGGAAAGGGGUUUGGAAAGAUGGUGGGUGUUCUUCCGAAAGCUACACUGGUAGAUUUCCCUUUAGCUUUGACGGAGGGUCUUCAUCAUAUGCCUAGGUUAUAUGGUGAUGAGGUAAGGGAUCAUGGCAAGGUUAAGGAUUGGAAAAGUGGUGGUGUUGUAGCUGGAAAGGUAGUUCUGAUUCUUCUUCUUUAAUUCCCUUGGUAUAGUGCUUGACUCUUUGGAGCUAACAAUUUCUUUGCAGAAUUUCGGCUACGGAUUCAUGGACGGCCUGUCUGGCACAAUUACCAAGCCCUACAAAGGCGCCAAAGAAGGCGGCUGGGCCGGUUUCGGAAAAGGAGUAGCGAAAGGCGCAAUGGGGUUAGUUACUGGGCCUGGAUCUGGCAUGUUUGGUCUCUUUGCGUAUUCCUUUCUAGGAAUGUAUAAAUCCAUUGCUGCCUCUUCGCUGUCGCCGACUGAAAGGAAGAUUAUAUUGGCGAGACAAGUGUAUGGGAGUUAUAUGGCGAGGGAGAGAGAUGGAGAGGAAGAGGGAGGGAGGGGCGAUGAGGGGGAGGGAGGGUGCUGGCGGGGUGGGAGAGAUUGAAAGUUAGUGAGUGAGUUUGAGAUUGUAGGAAAAGAGCAGGAAACUGGGAGAAUGGGAACUUGCUGUACUUGUGUAAGCAGCUCUUAGUGGGCUUGCGACUGUAGUAGUCAAUGGAGUAUAGAAUGUCGAAUCCCGAGUCGCUGGCCAUGAAGUAUUAAUAGCUAAGUGUGCUGUUUUGCUGGGGUAUGAUAUAGCUGCUGUUGGC
Sclerotinia trifoliorum is the source of this 3570-nucleotide messenger RNA. The record is from the annotation of a GenBank genome assembly. NCBI's taxonomy places the organism in Eukaryota, Fungi, Ascomycota, Leotiomycetes, Helotiales, Sclerotiniaceae.